Molecule: messenger RNA, 2286 nt
Organism: Epinephelus lanceolatus (giant grouper)
Lineage: Eukaryota; Metazoa; Chordata; Actinopteri; Perciformes; Serranidae
Product: 5-hydroxytryptamine receptor 3A-like
Biological process (GO): monoatomic ion transmembrane transport
Cellular component (GO): postsynaptic membrane
Molecular function (GO): transmembrane signaling receptor activity; extracellular ligand-gated monoatomic ion channel activity
Source: RefSeq, a predicted model, not a curated record
AACAACAUUGCUUGCAUUUAAAUGAAAUGUAAGGGAAACAAAACUCACCUGUUUGCUGUUUUUCUUUAUUUGACAUGACACCAUUGUUAUUUUGACAAACAUGACAUGUAGGUGACCCAGUUGGAAAUGCUGUCAGUGGGACAAGGUAUGAGGUUCAGCUGACACAGACAAGAUGAUGGAGGUGAAGACAGUCAGGCUCAUUUUCAUCUGUUUUUCACUGCUUCACGGUUUUGCUGAAGCACUGAGAUGCACCAGCCCAACUCUUGAAUCCUUGUUUGAUGCACUUGAGAGAGAAGUAUUUAAUAAAAAACAUCUGCGACCUGUAAAAAAACCCACAGAUGCACUCAAUGUUUCAGUCGGAAUGACUUUGGAGGGAAUUUUAGGAGUGAAUGAAAAAGCCCAGUCCGUGACAUCACUCUUAUGGCAAGUCCUGGAGUGGGAUAUAGAGGGACUGAGCUGGGAUGAGAAGGAAUGUGGUGUUAGAAGAGUUUCUGUCCCUCGAGACAAGCUUUGGAUCCCAGACGUCAUCAUUGCGGAGAUCAUGGAUGAGGACACAUCUCCUUUUAUUCCCUACGUCUACUUAUACAACACAGGUCGUGUGUAUGAUGAUAGGCCAUUAAGAAUGGUGACCUCCUGCCGAUUAGAAAUCUACACUUUUCCCUUUGAUAUCCAAAAUUGCUCGCUGACCUUUGGACCAUUUCUACACCUUGUGGAAGAUGUAAGGAUGUUUGCACGUUCCUCAGCUGAAGAGAUCCUGGCGGAGUCUAAAAACGUGAUGCAGAUCCAAGGGGAAUGGGAGCUUUUAGAUAUCAAAGGAGCUCCAAGAACCUUGAACAUAAUUGCUGGAAGCUACUCUGAGAUCAGAUACUAUAUUAUUUUGAGACGUAGGCCAAUCCUCUAUGUUGUAAACCUCCUGAUGCCCAGCUGCUUCCUCAUCGCAUUGGACCUCUUCAGCUUCCUGCUGCCUCCCCAUAGUGUGGACCGGUCCUCCUUCAAGAUGACCCUCAUCCUGGGCUACACUGUUUUCUUGCUCCUCAUGAACGAUCUGCUGCCUGUCACUGGAAAUUCAACACCUCUCAUGAAUGUUUUCUUCUCGAUCAGCCUCGCUCUGAUGGUGGCAAGCCUGUUGGAGACGGUGUUUAUCACUAACAUCCAGCUCAGUGGUGACCAGCACGGUGUGAUGCCUAACUGGCUCAAAGUCCUCGUGUUACGAUAUCUAGCUGUUAUUGUUUGUGUCCCCCGGGCAAAGAGGAACCGCCACGUCGCAAUGUCCCCUCAUGCACCUGCCAGAGCAAUGAAUAUCAGCAGUGUCUCUGUUGAUACACCCCCUGUGACACCCCUUCAUGAGCCAGCUCUGGAUGAACUGAGAAAGCUGAGCAAAGAUCUCAUGGCCAUCCGCCACCACGUGGACAAACACUUCAAGGGGAACCAUAUGUCACAGGAAUGGCAAAUGAUAGGGAUUGUUAUUGACCGUCUGCUAUUCGGCUUGUACAUUAUUUUCAUCUUGAUCUGCUUAAUCACCAUUGUAUGUGUCUGGACCGUGAGUAGCUCACAUGUAAGUUCAUGAUGAGGAGAGCUUAAUCACACAUGCUUGUUUUGAUCAUCAGCAAAAGUAUGGCAGGUUGGCUGUUUAUACAGUUAUAAAGACAAAAUUAGAAAAAAUAAAAAUAAAAGUAGAAUACACUAUACACACACACUGGACUCUGUGCCAACACAUGCAUCCACCUCUGGAGAGGACAGGAGACAUGAGCACAGCUGGAUUUCUCCUACCUUUGGGACAAACACAUAAAAUGUCCCAUCAGGAUUGGGUAUGCAUUUGAUGAAAUGAUCUUCCACUAUUAUUUCUAUGUCAUUCUUUGUCCACUUAAUGUUGAUGUUGGGAGGGAAGGAGCAGUUGACGAAGCAAAUGAGAGUAUUUUCUUCUUCUGUAAUCACUUCAUCUUUGGGGCAGGUGAUGACAUCUGAGGCCUGUACUACGAAGCCAGUUCAACUUACCCAAGAUAUCUUCUUGUCAUCUGGCUUGACUAACCCUAACAUUGUCCAUCUGGAUAACCGCUACUACAAAGCUGGUUAUCAGCUAGUUCGGUCAACUCUGGGUUUUCCUAUCCAGCCACGAGUGCGUUCAUGUCAAAGAGAUGAGGGUGUUAAUUACAAGCAGCAUCAUCACAACCAUGAAUGAAUUAGGAUACUUCAUAUGAUAUCGUCCAUGGACACUUUUUCUUCAGUGAUCUGAUUAGUCAGAGGUCGGGGUGUUGACAGGCUGUGAUCUGAUACCCUGAAGUUAAC